Molecule: messenger RNA, 603 nt
Organism: Pelobates fuscus (common spadefoot toad)
Lineage: Eukaryota; Metazoa; Chordata; Amphibia; Anura; Pelobatidae
Product: homeobox protein siamois-like
Exons: 3
Coding region: 1-603 (200 amino acids)
Biological process (GO): regulation of transcription by RNA polymerase II
Cellular component (GO): nucleus
Molecular function (GO): RNA polymerase II transcription regulatory region sequence-specific DNA binding; DNA-binding transcription factor activity, RNA polymerase II-specific
Source: RefSeq, a predicted model, not a curated record
AUGGAUAUCGAUGUUGAGUUGAACCAAAUCCUGACAACUGUUCUCUCCCUAGAAGAAGACUAUCCUUUGCCACGGAAUGAAUACAAAAAAGAUGGCUUCACUUGUGUUCUUGGGGAAUUACCUGAUAUUUUUCAAUCAGUGCAAAGUCGACUACCUCAUUUCUACUCAGGGCUUCUACAACAGAAUCAUGAGGAUCCCUGCUCAUUAUUGAGAAUCUCACAUGAAACUAAGACAAACCAAACUCUGGAUCCUAAGGACCAAGAUGAUUAUAUAAACAAAUCGCAAGGGACAUACAAGGGCAACAAAAGGCCAUGUCAUGCAGAGCAGACAGAAGGAUGUAAAAGACAGAGGUGCAUGAAUGAUAUUUAUUUGCCAAUGGCCUCAAACAGCAGAACGGUGAAAAGAACACAGUUCAGCAUGGAACAGACGGCAUACUUGCUAAAUCAGUUUGAACUGGAUCCUUAUCCAGACUUUGUUAGAAGAUGUCAAAUUGCAAAUCUAUCGGGAAUCCCUGAACCAAGGAUACAGGUUUGGUUUCAAAAUAGAAGAGCAAGACAUCUCAUGGAACCAAGAACUACUAGAAGCAACCUUGAAAGCCAUUGA